This is a messenger RNA of Purpureocillium takamizusanense, 1871 nucleotides long. RefSeq lists its product as uncharacterized. The coding region runs from base 264 to 1568 and encodes 434 amino acids. NCBI's taxonomy places the organism in Eukaryota, Fungi, Ascomycota, Sordariomycetes, Hypocreales, Ophiocordycipitaceae. Gene Ontology annotation, molecular function: hydrolase activity. The record is from RefSeq and is a predicted model, not a curated record. The transcript has a single exon.
CCGCAGCGAAUGUGUAGCGAUGCUGGCGCAGGCAGCAACAUGGGCACUUAAAAUCAUACUCUUACUAUUCAUCUUGCGGCUGCUGCCUUUUCCUUCAAUAAUCCAUCUAAAAGCCAUGGACGGCUCUGCGUGGUAACCGGCCUUGACACUACCCUGCACAAUCGGUCUUAUUCCCAACAGUGCUCUCCUCCCCCUCCGUCCAACGUCAACUCACCUACAUACUCAUUCUCCUUCUCUCUCACCUUCUCACAUCCCCCUCAGCCAUGGCCUCCGCCACAGUCAAGACACGCAUCCUCAUCAUCUCCGACACGCACGGCGCCAAGCCCCACGUCAAGCCGCCCUCACGCACCAGCGACGGCAACAACCAGCCCGGCGACGACGGCGGCGACAACGACAACGAAGACGAGCUCACCUCCUCCCCCACCGCCAAGCUCCUCCACCACUCGCCCACCGGCUUCCGCGACCCCCUGCCCGAGGCCGACGUCGCCAUCCACUGCGGAGACCUCACCCGGCGCAGCACCGUCGCCGAGUUCGCCGCCACCUUCUCCUUCCUCUCCGCCCUGCGCGCCCCGCUCAAGCUCGUCAUCGCCGGCAACCACGACCUCGCGCUCGACGCCGAGCACUGGUUCGCCGGCUUAGACGAGGACGAGGAAGAGGACGAGGAGCAGGACGAGGACCACAAGGAGUGGCAAGCCCGUGCCCUGCAGGAGUGCCGCGACGACUACCGCGCCGUGCGAGACAUCGUCUCCCACGCCGAGGCCCACGGCGUGCGCUACCUCGCCGGCGAGGGCACCCACGCCUUCGCGCUGCCCAACGGCGCGCGCCUCUCCCUCUACGCCAGCCCCUACACGCCCGCCUUUGGCGGCUGGGCGUUCCAGUACCCGUCCGGCGAGCACGCCUUUGGCAUUCCCUCGCGCGCCUCUGCCGUUGACGCCGCCGUUGACGUCGUCGUCACGCACGGCCCGCCCCUCGGCGUCCUCGACGGCGCCGGCGUCGCCCAGCUCCGCGGCCUGCCCCCCGAGCACCCGGCCACCGAACACGCCGGCUGCGACGCCCUCUUCCGCGCCGUCCACGCCGCCCGCCCGCAGCUCCACUGCUUCGGCCACAUCCACGAGUCGUGGGGCGCCUACCUCGCCACCUGGCGCGACGACGACGAUGACAACGCCGACGAUGGUGAGGCCGACGGCGAAAGGGCCGACGCACAACAUCUCCAGCAGCAGCGGCACCAGCAGCACCAGCCUACCGUGCACUCCGCCAUCGACUCCUCUGCCUCACAGUUCGUCCUCACCGCCCGAGAGCUCAAGCCCCAGACGCACGCCGACCUCCCCGCCGUGACGCCCGACCAGGUCCGUCGCCUCGCCCGACUUAGCAGGCAGCGGUGCGUGCACGUCGACACCACCGCCGACGGCGGCGGUCUGCCAACGCGCCUGCAAAAGGGUCGCCAGACGCUCUUCGUCAACGCCUCCAUCAUGGACAUCCACUACCGGCCCUCGCAGCUGCCGUGGCUGGUCGACCUCGAUCUCCCGCGAGCCGAGGCGCGGCAGGAUGAUGCUGGGCCCUCCACCUGAAUGGCGGGGGUGCGAGACUUGGUUUGGCGGGCGUUGACGAAGCAGCGAUGUUGCUUCAACGUGAUACCAUUAUCUAGACAUUGAACCGCCGUUACUGUUUUGGAAACUAUGAGUCUGCGACAUUUGCAUUAGAGGACCAGCCAGCAUUGGUUGGUCAGAGAAUAACCUGAAUUUGGAAGCCCUGGAUGAAUGCAUGAUCGAUCACGCUGGGUUGCAUGAGCGCUAGAAGUGUCUGCCACACAGUCACUCGAAAGUCGAGUAUAUAUAUAUAGAAUAGGGCCAAAAGGAGUAUUCACGAACCUA